Messenger RNA from Corvus hawaiiensis (hawaiian crow), 1113 nucleotides. Its product is annotated as elastin-like. The record is from RefSeq and is a predicted model, not a curated record. The coding region runs from base 16 to 891 and encodes 291 amino acids. The transcript is spliced from 5 exons. Lineage: Eukaryota; Metazoa; Chordata; Aves; Passeriformes; Corvidae.
GGCCCCGCCCGGGGCAUGCGCAGUGCGCGCCGCGCGGCCUUUUCCCGGCGGGACGGCGGGGCCCUGACGGGAGCUGCGGUUCCCGCGGUUCCCGGGGCGGGGUCCGGGCUGUGGCGAGGAGCCGGACGCUGCCCGGGCGGGUGGUCGGGGCUGCCGCUCGGGGCAGGGGAGCCGCCGCUGGCGAAGGGGCCGGGCUGGGGCUCCUGUGCCGGGAGCCGGUUUGCGCCCCCCGGCAGCGCCGUGCGCGCGGAGAGACCUCGGGACGUGUGCGGGGAUGGACGAGGCGUUCCGGAGCUCGGGCCCGGCUGUUUUCCAGAUGUACUCGCAGAGAUUCGGCCGUGGGGAAGCUGCAGAGAAGGCUGCCCGGCACAGCUCCCCCGAAAGGGCCUUCCCCGACUGAGCUCUCCCGGAGGACGGGGCACUUGCAGCCGCCUGGUCCUUCCUGUGAAAUUCGGGACUGUCUCCAUGCAGGACACAGCACAGGGGACGGGCCGAGGGGCUCAGCCUGGGACGCGGCCCCAGCAGGAGCGGCCCUGGGCACCCUGGCGCGGGAGGAUGAGCCCAGGUGAGGAGCGCGGCCCCAGCGCGGCCCCGGCAGAGGCUGGCACCGGAGGAGGGAAUGUCCGAGACACAGGAGACGCUGCCGCAGCUGUCCCCAGGAGAGCUGGCGGCCCCGCCUCACGUCCGCUGCCGGGAAUGGGACUGGGAGAGGCCUCCACGCGGAGACUGGCGCGGCUCCGGUCCCCGAUGGAAGAGGCUGGGCUCCCUGCUGCUCGGAGCUCCUCAUCGGGACGUCCGCGCCCGCCUCGGAAUCCGGGCUGCCGUAAUCGCGGCUCCGGCCACGAGACGUUCCUGCCGCAGCUGCAGGUGAUAGCCGGUCCAGCUUGCUGAAGCUCCGAGAUGCUCCAGAUCCGGCUUCAUAAGCGCUGCUGCUUUUUGUUACAAGCCAGUUUAAAGCUCCAGCUACUUGCAGUUAGCUGGGCUUUUGGCCAAGUUGUAAAUCACUCACUGUCAUCAACUGCAUAUAACUAUUAACUGUCAUCGAGUUAUUGUUCAAAUAGAAGUCAUAACUGUUUUGGUGCUUGUACACAAUAAACACUUGGACGUGGAAAA